Fonsecaea multimorphosa CBS 102226 is the source of this 1755-nucleotide messenger RNA. RefSeq lists its product as uncharacterized. Gene Ontology annotation, molecular function: D-lactate dehydrogenase (cytochrome) activity; FAD binding; D-lactate dehydrogenase (NAD+) activity. The record is from RefSeq and is a predicted model, not a curated record. The coding region runs from base 1 to 1755 and encodes 584 amino acids. NCBI's taxonomy places the organism in Eukaryota, Fungi, Ascomycota, Eurotiomycetes, Chaetothyriales, Herpotrichiellaceae. Gene Ontology annotation, biological process: lactate catabolic process. The transcript has 6 exons. Gene Ontology annotation, cellular component: mitochondrion.
AUGACCUCCAUUUCUCUGCUUGAUUCGCUCCCGGAUGCUGAUUUGAUAACUCCACCAGAUGUCUCUGCAAGCACCCUGAGGCAGGCUUUGAAAGACAUGAGUUUGGUGGUUGGGCCUGAGAAUGUUGAGGUGUGCACCAGGGAGACCAUGAAGCCCGAUAAGGAUGGACACUACUACAACCUUCCCAAAGAGCAUGACUUGUUCUACGUCUUGGAAAAGGACGUUUUCCUCGCUAGUGCUGUGGUCCGGCCAGGCUCAACUGAAGACGUCUCUGCCAUUGUGAAACUGGCCAACGAAUUUUUGACACCAUUAUGGCCAGUCUCCAUGGGUCGAAACCUCGGGUAUGGAGGCUCGGCACCGCGUCUUCGUGGCAGCAUUGUUCUCGACGUGGGUGCCCGCAUGAACAAAGUGCUGCAAGUCAAUGACCGAGACUGCACCUGCCUUCUCGAGCCUGGUGUUUCGUACUUUGCGCUCUACGAUUAUCUUCAGAAGAAUGGAUUCCAGCAUCUUUGGAUCGACAACCCUGACCUGGGAGGUGGGUCCGUGGUCGGCAAUGCUCUGGAUCGAGGUGCCGGUUACACUCCGUAUGGGGAGCACUUUUCGAUGCAUUGUGGGAUGGAAGUCGUCCUGCCCACCGGAGAAGUGAUGCGCACGGGGAUGGGUGCGUUGCCAAACAACAACACCUGGCAGACGUUCCAGUACGGGUUCGGCCCCUAUCCGGACGGAAUCUUUACACAGUCGAAUUAUGGCGUUGUCACCAAGAUGGGAUUUUGGCUCAUGCCUGACCCUGGUGGUUAUCAAUCAUACCUGUUCUCUUUCCAGAAUGACACUGAUCUUCCGGCGAUUGUGGAAGCCAUUCGUGUUCUCCGGAUUGGCAUGGUUAUCCAGAAUGCGCCGACAAUCAGAUCGACACUCCUCGACGCUGCUGUUUACGCCCAGAAGUCUCAAUAUACAGACUCCAAAGAAGUCCUGACAGAUCAAGAGAUUGAUGCCAUCGCCAGAAAGAUCGGGGUUGGCCGCUGGAACAUUUACGGUGCCAUGUACGGCCCGAAGGCAAUGCGUGAGCUGCAGUGGGAGGUUCUGAAGAACACGUUUAUGCAAAUUCCUGGAGCAAGAUAUGAAUUCCCAGAGCCCCUGACAGAUGGUGCCCAAGAGACCGUUCUUCACAUGCGCGAGGAAACUCUCAAGGGCAUACCCAACACCUACGAACUGGGAUGGCUGGACUGGACCUGCAAGCGAGGCUCACUGCUGGGAUUCUCGCCCAUCUCGCCCGCCACAGGCAUAGAUGCCAAUAAGCAGUAUGAAAUGGUGAAGCGGCGACUCGGCGAGUUCGGGUUCGAUUACCUUGGCACGUUCGUCGUGGGAUGGCGCGAGCUUCAUCAUAUCGUGUGCUUGACGUUUGACAAGUCAGACCCUGGUUCUCGGAAAAGGGCACACCGAUGCAUUGAACUCUUGAUCGACGACGCAGCCGCUGAGGGCUACGGUGAGUACAGGACACACCUGUGCUACAUGGACCAGAUUGCGAGCGUCUACAACUGGAACAACGGGGCCUCGCUUAGAUUCAACGAGCAGCUCAAGGACAGUCUGGACCCGAACGGCAUCCUCGCGCCGGGGAAGAGCGGCGUGUGGCCGAAGCGGCUCCGCGGACGGGGCUUCGAGAUCCGGCGGACGCAGGCGUAUGGUAUAAAAGAAAAUAAAGCCGCCGGGGGUAGUGACAGCGGGACUCUGAUAGGGCAGUUGCCUGCAAGUCUAUAA